AUGGCUUCCAAACGUGCACACCGUCUCGAACAAGUAGAGAAAGGUCUAGUAAAUCUUUCUUUAGCCGGUAAUGAUAGUGAUGAUUCUGACGAUGAUUCUAAACGAAAAAAUAAUAAGAAAAAAAAUGCUCAACCGAAAAUUAAACCACCGCCACCAACGAAAACGAAUCAACCAAAACUUCAACAAUCUGAUGAUGAUGACCAAAAUGAACCAACAACAACUAAUAAUGUUCAACAACAGAACGAUUCCGAUGACGAUAAAAAACGUAACAAGAAUAAAAAAAGUAAAGGAAAAAAAAACAAUAAACAAGCCAACGAUGAUGAUGUUGAUGAUCAAGUAUCAUCGGUAAAACAAGCUGGUUCCGAUGAUGAUGAUAAUCGAAACAAGAAAAAAAAUAAAGGAAAGAAAAAUAAUAAACAAGUCAAUGACCUUGAUGAUCAAGCAUCUAGUAAACAAGCUUCUCUUCCGGCUGAUUCAGACGAUGAUGAUAAUCGAAACAAGAAGAAAACUAAAGGAAAAAAAGGUCAAAAUAAAACUAAUGAUAAUGAACCAGCUGAAUCAAAACAAAAUGAAAAUAAAUCCGAACGAAAAAAACCAAAAGGUGGUAAAAAGAAUGUAGCAUCAGAUAAUGAAGAUGAAAAUGAAAAUGAAAAUGAAAUUAAUGAUGUUCCGCCAACUGUUAUUCACAAAGAUGUUCAACAAGCUGAAGUCAACUUCUCUGAUGAAUCCGACGAUAAUACUAAAUCAAAGAAAAAUAGUAAUAAAAAACAAAAUAAGCAAAAGAAAGGUAGUAAACAGCCAACAACUAAAGUUGAUUCUGACGAUGGCGCAGAAAUCAAUACUAAACAUGAUGAUGAACCUGUUGUCAAAGAUGAACCAAUCGAACUCAAAGAAGUUUCGCAAGCACCUAUUGAAUGGAAUGAUUCUGAUGAAGAUAACAAAAAAAAGCAAAAAGGAUCGAAGAAAAAACAAAAAAAUGUUCCAACUAAUCAACAAGCGCCAACUCCUGUAACAGAAGAGCCACAACAAACUACAGUAGAAGAACCACAGCAAACUACAGUAGAAGAACCACAACAAACUACAGUAGAAGAACCACAACUAACUACAGUGGAAGAACCAGAGCCUACACCAAUAGCUCCUGUUACAGAAACAUCAACAACCAAAAAGAAAAUUUCAAGUAAAGAAUUAAAAAAAUUAUUGGCUGCUGAAGAAGAAACUCCUGCUGAUAACGAAGAACCCGAAAUUGAUGUUGAAUCAACGCAAGCAGAGUCAAGUGAUAAAAAAACGGAAAAAAAAUUAACUCGAAAAGAAUUAAAAGCUCUCGAGAAAAAAUUAGCCUUUGAAAAACUCGUUGCAUCAACGGCUGAAUCUGAUCAAUUUUCUAUAUCUCAAGCAGCAACGCAAAAUCGACAAGCACAAUUAUUUGAAACUGCUAUCGAUAUUAAAAUUGAAAAUUUCUCUAUUUCUGCUCGCGGUAAUGAUUUAUUUGUUAAUGCUAAUUUAAAUAUUGCGAAUGGUCGUCGAUAUGGUCUGGUUGGGCCUAAUGGUAUGGGCAAAACAACCCUAUUGAAACAUAUUGCUAAUCGUCAAUUGGGUAUACCACCAAAUAUUGAUGUUCUAUUGUGUGAACAAGAAGUUCAAGCUGAUGAAAAAUCUGCACUUGAAAUAUUAUUAAUAGCCGAUGUUAAACGUGUUAAACUACUCGAAGAACAAAAGCAACUUGAAGCUCAACUUGAAACAUCCAGAGAUAAUGAUCUACAAGAUAAACUACGACAUGUUUACGAUGAAUUAAAAGCUAUUAAUGCCGAUGCAGCUGAACCAAAAGCGCGCCGAAUUCUUGCUGGUCUUGGUUUUACACCGGAAAUGAUCUCUCGUCCAUCGAAAUCAUUUAGUGGCGGUUGGCGUAUGCGUAUAUCUCUUGCUCGUGCACUCUAUAUUGAACCAACAUUAUUAAUGCUUGAUGAACCGACAAAUCAUCUUGAUCUUAAUGCUGUUAUUUGGCUCGACAACUAUUUACAAUCAUGGAAGAAAACAUUAUUAGUUGUAUCUCAUGAUCAGUCGUUUUUAGAUAAUAUAUGUACGGAUGUCAUACAUUUGGAUGGAAAAAAAUUAUAUUACUACAGAGGCAAUUAUUCAUUGUUUAAAAAAAUGCUUCUACAAACACGUUCGCAACAAUUAAAAGAUUAUGAAAAACAAGAGCGUGCAUUAGAUGCAUUGAAAAAACAAGGUCAUUCAUCAAAACAAGCAUCAGCAAAAGUUGGUAAACGUGAAGAACAAAAAUCAAAAGACAAAGCUCGCGGACGAAAACAAGAAACCAAUGAUGAGGAAGUAGUCAAUAAAAAAGAGCUAUUACAAAAGCCAAGAGAAUAUCAAGUUCGAUUUCGUUUUCCAUCGCCACCUCCAUUGAAUCCACCAGUAUUAGGUUCAUUUGAUGUUUCAUUUGGUUAUGAAAAUCGUGAGACACUUUUUGAAAAACUCAAUUUUGGCAUUGAUAUGGCUAGUCGAAUUGCAAUUGUUGGACCAAAUGGUGUUGGUAAAAGUACAUUUUUAAAAUUACUAAUGGGUGUGAUAGAACCGACUCGUGGUGAAAUUCGCCGAAAUCAUCGUCUUCGUAUUGGUCGUUUUGAUCAACAUGCCGGUGAACAAUUCGAUUUAGAAUUAACAGCUAUUGAACAUUUAAGACGAUCAUUUAAUAUGCCCGAACAAGAUACAAGAAAAUCGCUUGGAAGUGUUGGUUUACCUGGUCGUGCUCAUCCUAUAAAAAUGAAAGAUUUAUCUGGUGGGCAAAAAGCUCGUGUUGCACUUUCAGAUUUAAUAGCACGUCAACCUGAUGUAUUGAUUCUUGAUGAACCUACGAAUAAUCUCGAUAUUGAAUCAAUCGAUGCAUUAGCAGAGGCAAUUAAUGAAUACAAAGGUGGUGUCAUCAUUGUUUCGCACGACGAAAGACUGAUACGUGAAACAAACUGUCAACUGUGGGUUAUUGAACACAAACAAAUCAAUGAAAUCGACGGAGAUUUUGAUGAUUAUAGAAAAGAAUUACUGGACUCAUUAGGCGAAGCUAUGAUUCAUAAUCCAAGUGCAGCAGCAGCUGCAGCUACUACUAUUUAA
Messenger RNA from Rotaria socialis, 3108 nucleotides. Lineage: Eukaryota; Metazoa; Rotifera; Eurotatoria; Philodinida; Philodinidae. The record is from the annotation of a GenBank genome assembly.